Molecule: messenger RNA, 6288 nt
Organism: Hylaeus volcanicus
Lineage: Eukaryota; Metazoa; Arthropoda; Insecta; Hymenoptera; Colletidae
Product: GAS2-like protein pickled eggs
Exons: 8
Coding region: 445-3138 (897 amino acids)
Biological process (GO): actin crosslink formation; regulation of microtubule polymerization or depolymerization; protein localization to microtubule plus-end
Cellular component (GO): cytoplasm; stress fiber; microtubule plus-end
Molecular function (GO): cytoskeletal adaptor activity; actin filament binding; microtubule binding
Source: RefSeq, a predicted model, not a curated record
UAGGCGCUUUAGUCUCUGGUUGGGACGCGAGGCGUGAGUAUGGGGUAUGAGUUCAGCCCGCCAGGCUUGAACCUCGUCGAGAAUUGAAAACAAACAACGAAACACGGAAGAUACUUGCAUGACACUCGCCACGUGAGAAAGGACGGUGGAUUCCUCUCUUCUCGUUCAGCGUCGAGCCUUUCCCGCGGCACCCUGAACGGACCUUCGACGACCGUCGCUCGCAAAUGUACGGUUAAUCGAUCCGUGUGUAAUAAACGAACAGUCGAACUCGAACGUCGCCCGAUGUAAAUAGGCAGUGUCUCGCGCGCGCGAGGAAUCGAAAACGAUUUCGGAGUUAAAUCGUUCGUCGAUGAGAGACUACUCGUGUGUGCCUGUCAGGGAUACGUGAAGAAGGUUUUCUCUCGUGGACAUCGCCUGUCUAGGGAAAGGUACUCGAGAGCCAAGAUGUCGGUGCUUCUGGAAGCAAGGUCUUACCGACCUUUCAAAUCCUCCGAGGAGUAUCUGGUAGCGAUGAAAGAGGACUUGGCGGAAUGGCUGAAUGCUCUCUAUCCGGAGCUAAGAAUCAACGUUGACAAUUUUAUGGACAGGCUAGACACUGGCGUCGCUCUGUGCAAACACUCGAACAACGUACGCAAGUCUGCGGCGGAAUACGUGGCGCGUCGCCAGGCGCGCAAGAUCUCGAUGACACGUUCGAUAACCUCGUCGCUGGCGCUGCCGAUGAGCCAGCUGAGCGACGUGGCCUUCCUGCCCAACGCGAAGGCCGGCACCUUCUUCGCCCGCGACAACGUCUCGAAUUUCAUCGGCUGGUGCCGCAACAGCCUGGGCAUCAUCGAGUGCCUGUUGUUCGAGACCGACGACCUGAUAAUGCGCAAGAACGAGCGUCACGUCAUACUCUGCCUGCUCGAGGUGGCCAGGAGGGGGGCGAAAUUCGGCAUGCUGGCGCCGAUGCUCGUCCAGAUGGAGAGGCAAAUCGACAGGGAGAUCGCCGCCGAGAACAAGGCGGCGAAUGGCGCCCACGGGAAUGGCGGGAACGAAGAGAGCGACGACGAGUACGCGGACAUGCAACAGGAAGAGCCGUGCCUCAUAUACGGGCCCCAGCCACAGAUCGUCACCAACGACUUGAAGAGCCUCGACGAAAUGGUUCGCGACUUGGUCGAGAGGUGCACGUGUCCCACGCAGUUCCCAAUGAUCCGCGUGUCGGAGGGGAAGUACAGGAUCGGUGACACGAAGGUGCUGAUCUUCGUCAGGAUUCUACGAAGUCACGUGAUGGUGCGUGUCGGCGGUGGCUGGGACACGCUGAGCCAUUAUUUGGACAAGCACGACCCCUGCCGAUGCAGAACUUCGCAUCGCUCGAUGAUCUCAGCGAAGUUGAUUCAAAAGGCUGGAGGGUCCUUCGACCUUGGCAGCGCGCAGGUGCAUUACGAAAGAUCACCUCCUAGAACUCGAAGGAGUUCGGCGUCGAGCGUCGGUUCCUGCGCGGGAACGAUGCAGAAUCAGCAGCAGACGCAGCUGCACGCGGCCAGGAGCGUCUCCAGCAAUCGAUCGCGAUCGCCCACGCCUCAUCGACCCGCUGGCAAGCAGCAACAGCAGCCGAGCGACGAGCAGCAACGCAAGAUCAAUCGCUCGAGGAGUCCCACGCCGCAGAGGAAAUUCCUCGGCAGCCCCAACCACCAGCCUGCCGAUUUCGGGAAACAGCGAUCCAGAUCGCCCACCCCGAAGGCGCGGAUCAGAUCGUGCAGCCCCACGAAGACGGGAUCCGACUCGCCCAAGAGGGGCAUCAACGAGGAUGCUCGCUCGCCGACGCAUCAUGCUAAGCAUCAAGAAGUUAAGGACGCGAAGAAAGAGCAGCACCAGGAGAUCCGUGCGAAGGUGCCCCAGCCCGAUGAGUUUGCGAAGCGCUACGUGGUGGAGGGCGGCGUGGCCCGCAGGGCGGUGGAGAAGGACGACACCCCGAAGUACGAGCCGAGCAUCUACAAUUACAAGUGUCGCGAGGACUCCAGCAGCCGCAGUCCCACGCCCAGUCCUCCGGCGAUCAAGGAGGAGCCAGCGUUGGAGAACUUCGGCAAGGACGUCGUCACGGGGACGGUGCAGUACACCAAGUCCCCCCACGGCGACGGCGAGCAUUCCGACAACUGCAGCGAGGUCUCCGACGAGGGCUAUCGAAGUUUGGGCGCCGUCCAGCCACCCACCAGCAAUGGGAUCCACGGGACCUGCACGCAAGGAUCGCCCACGGUUGCCGAUUGUCAGAAGCAACCUACGAAGCCCGAGCAAGAGGAGAGGUCCUGCGUAGAGACCGAGAGCAUCGAGACAGGUCUCCGAAAGACGCGGAUAGGUCCAGCGAGUCCGCUUCGAGCGUCCCCGUCGAGAAGCGUGGCCUCUUCCUCGGGCGAUCGCACCCCGCGUGCGGGUUCCAUCGUCCGCGAGAACAGCAACGUGUCGAGAGCCUCGUCGGGCAGCAGAACGCCCCGGGAAAGCAACUCGAGCCCGGAGGGCAGUCCCCUGAAACGCGGAACCAUCAGGAACAGCCUUCGAAAACCUCCGCCGACCGGGAGCCUGAGCAAAGCGUCGCCGGUGCCGAAAUCCUGCCAGUCGCCCGUCAGCGGCAGCAACACCUGGAACGGCCGCCAAGCUAGGCAAAGGCCCAGCAUCCAAUCGGACACCUUCCUGAAUCCCCAAGGAUCAGCCACCUGCGCCACCACGCCGAGCUUCUCGAGGAAGAGCCCCGCUAGACAGAGUCUGCCCAGACAGAGCUCCAACGGUGUCCAGUACGACAGAAACGGAAGGAGGAUCAAGCCGUCCACCACGGGCUCCCUCCAGUCGUCCCCUACCAAGGUGGCUAAUCCCCUCCUCGAGCAGAUCCUGCAGAAGGUGGGCCAUCUGCAAGACGACCGCGAGGUGGUCCAGAAGCUCCAGGAUCUGCUGAGGGACUACCAAGCCCACGGUGGAGGCGACGUCGCUAAUCUGGAGUUCACGAGGGCGUGGAUCGACGGAAACGGAACCGUGGCUCUGCCACAGGAUAAUCAGAUGGCAGCCAGCCCUAGGAAGGACCCCAAGCCGGCCUCGGAGAGGGCCGGGUUCUCGAGGAUACCAGCGCCGGUUUACAAGAGGCCCAUGUCCGUUGCGUCCGACAGCGUGUGAGGAAGGCCAGCUGUCCCGAGGAAGAGGGGCGGGUACGUCUCGAUGAAGGCCCUCCCGGUGCCUUUGAGAUCAUCGAGGCUCUCGAUAUCGGCCGGGUAUCGUCGCGAGAACUGAAGGUGUUAUCGAACCUUCGCGAGUGGUGAUUCCCCUGUCGUGGUACCUUCGGUUUGCGAGAAUUCGGGACACCGGGUUGUGACUGCGAUGACGCGGAGGGAGGGAGAAGGACGAUAAGGGAUGAUGGUCGACGGGGUAAAUUGGUCAGGCCUGAGGUGUAUGGCGUCGAGUGCUUUGGCGAAUUUACUUAACCAGACCUAAUCCAGUCGGAGACCUAGAAUCCCAAGUUUUGAGAAAACAUGCUCCAGAAUCAUCAUGGUCUCCUGCAUGCUCCAAUAGUGUCUUGAGCUGCGAAUAUAUUGGAGACUGGCUCUACUAUAUUUGCAGUCCCAAAGUGUAUGAAUCGGCCUAAUUUCGAGCCUUCCUGGCCUAGUAGUGUAUAGACAAUCCUUACACUUCCUCGAACCACUGUGUAUCGUGCACUUCCUCUAGUGACAGUUAUUGAAUCAUGUUUAUCGAAGCUCCUCGUAAAUGGAAAUCCUUCCGCAGGUAAGAAAUUCCAGUUCCUGAAGGUGCAAUUAUCAGCGAUCCAUUAAUGCUCUCUCAUAUCCUUCUGAUUCCUCCCAUAUAGCUUUCCAGGGACUCCAAGAUGAAGAUAUACAAACCCAGAAGAUAAAUCAGUCUCGUAAGUAUUCGUACCCACUGUAUCUAUCAAGGAUAUUUAUCUAAAUUUUAUAAUAGGUUUGCUGAUUCCAAACAAAGUUCUAAUUAUAUAUAUAUACACAAGUGUAAAGUUUAUUUGUGCACAUAUUUAUGAUAAAACAUUAUAAGUAUUCGUAAAGGAAGAUUUUCCUUUGGGAGGAAGUUAAGGGGUGUCCAAAGAGGGUUUUUUGUUUUUUAACACUUUCAGUGCCAGGCAUAAUCGUAAAAAUACUUACGAAGUUAAAAUUUUGGUGUUGACAAUUGGAAUAUACUCUAACAUUUGCCUUGGCAUUUACGGGAAAAUUCACGAAUUCUGUCCAGCCUCGUUUUCUUUAACACCUGGUCUUCAGAAUUAAUUUUUUAAUCUCUCAGUCCCAUAAACAGCGAGUGUAAUAAGGACAGGAAUGAAUUUAAAAUAAAACUUCGUAUAUUUAUUUUAUAAAUAAAUUCUAAAUUUAUCUGGGAACGUGAAACCUGUCAUUUAAUUUAGACAAAUUUCUCCAACAGAUAUAAAGGUUACGAAUAUUUAUGGAACUCUAAAAUCCAAGUUUCCAAAGACAUAGACGACCGCAGGUUUUAAUCUCCUCAUCUUACAUAGAAGAACCCAUAGAGUACCCUGCUACCGCCACGUCCUCGUACCUAAUCUCCAAACCUGCUCCAAUUCGUUCAGCUAUCGGGGUACGUGGUCUCGCGCCUCACACCUCACGCCUGGAGCGAAAAGUAGGCGCGAUCUUACGAUGAAGCGAUUCGUGCCUGACGAAGCAAUUAAACGUAGGCAGUCGAUGCAAAGCGCGACGGAAAGGCGGCUUCGAUAAACGCGGCCGCGGUUUCUGCGCGUCGCUUCUGCCUUCUGUGUCAUCGGAGAUCGAAGGCGUCCGAUUAGAGGAAAACUUAACGGGCCUUAACGGUACGGGGUCGAUCGGUUAGCGUUGGCUCCGAGGAGUCACGCGUAUCGGGGUGGUGCUCGGAGAUAUGGUGCUUGGGAUGACGUUUACGUGAUGCGAAAAUGGAUUACGAGGCGAGAGAAAAAUAAGGAUGGAGGAGUGAGAAUAGGACGAGGCACGCGAACGGGGCUCGUCUCGUCGACGACGGGGACGCGAUUUCAAUUGGUUAUACACGGAAUUCAAGAUGGGGCAAUUAGCCGGUGCUGGUGUUGCGUUAAUGGCUUCCCAAUCGAUUUGCUUCCAGUCAGUUAAUUGCACCCCGGCUGACAGCUCGUCGAUUGAUCCGAGACGAGAGAUUACACCUUGCAAACGCGGACACGCGAUACUCCGUCUCUCGUGACUGCAACUUUUUCGACCCGUGCCCGACACUUCCGCUUCUUUUUUUUUUGUUUUGGAACUGUUUUCACACAGUGUCAAUGGCACGAUUUAUUGGUGAUAUUUUUCGAUUGGAAAUUAGAAAAUUGAAUUUUUGCGUUGGAUGCUGGAUUAAUAAUCAUGAAAAUUCCAGGUUACAUUUUUGUCCAGACUCUUAGAAAUGGUGCAAUCCAACAUUCGUGGUGGUAUUUAUUAUUGCUAUCCCUUUAGAAUUUGGCAAUGUAGAUUAAUUUUUACGAACACCUCACCUCGGAAUUAAUUUAUUUCAUUCCCACAUGUGACAAGGAUUUUCACUGAGGAAUAAAUAAAUUAAUUCUGAAAGUGCAUAGCAUUGGUAAAUUUUAAAGAGGUCGCAAAAAUAAAUACUGUCACAAAUGUCAGGCUAUUUUAUUAGAUUCGGACUAUUGCAUUUUAAAUUUUUGGAGAUUUGAAGAACACCAGGGUGAUGUUUGUAAAAAUAAUUGAAUAGCUUCAAGAGUGAAUUACUCGUUAACUAAUUUUGUCCUGGGAAUGAAUUAGACCACGAAAGACUGCCAGAGUUCCUUUUCAAAUAUUUUCGUAUGGAACCUUUUUAUUAAAUACAUUCCUGAAGAUGUUCGAUUCUUUUCAAACAUCCCCGUGCAUUUGAAAUUAAAAUUCGUGAAGAUUGAGAGUGAAAUUUAGCCUAUCUGAAAAUGAAAUUUGACAAAUUGACAGAAUUUUAGGAAAUUUGAAGGAUUUGGAAGAGUUUGAUUCGGUUCCAGGGCGUUUGAGUCGCAGCAUGUUUGAAAGGAGCGUCGCGUGGUCGCGGUUUCUUUAGCUUACGAUUAGUGUAACCGCGGCCCGCGAAUUUCUACGUUUCGUGCGUUCGAUCACGGCAAAUUAUUUAUUUAUAUAGUCUAUUGGUUGUAUUUAUUGAAGACGAUUUAUUUACGCGUUGCGAGUUCGCUCGAGAAUGAGUUGAGAGAAUGAUGACGUCGGAGGAUGGUUCCUUUUUCAAAAUAUCGGAGCGAGGACUGCUGGGAGAGGUCGAAUCGAAUCUCUCGGGAAGAAAUCAAAUUUACCCUACCCCUCCCACCCCCCAAGAAAAAGAAAA